GCCCGCGCCCCGCCAUGGAGGACCUGGAUGCUCUGCUUUCUGACCUGGAGACCACUACCUCACACAUGCCAAGGUCAGGGGCUGCAAAAGAGCGACCCCCAGAGCCGCUCACGCCUCCCCUGCCCUAUGACCACCAGACACAGACAGGGUCUGGGGAGUCUUUGGGAGCAUCUGGGGACAAAGACCAUCUGUACAGUACGGUAUGCAAGCCUCGGUCCCCGAAGCCUGCGGCCUCUGCGGCCCCUCCAUUCUCCUCUUCCAGUGGUGUCUUGGGCACUGGGCUCUGUGAGCUAGAUCGAUUGCUCCAGGAACUUAAUGCAACCCAAUUCAACAUCACAGAUGAAAUAAUGUCUCAGUUCCCAUCUACCAAGGCGGCUGCAGGGGAGCAGAAGGAGGACCAAUCUGAGGACAAAAAAAGGCCCAAUAUCCCUCCCAGCCCAUCCCCUGUCCCUGCAAAGCCUUCGGCCACCUCAGCCACCCUGGAGCUGGAUAGACUCAUGGCCUCACUCUCUGACUUCCGUGUCCAGAACCAUCUUCCAGCCUCUGGGCCAACACAGCCUCCAGUGCCAAGCUCCGUGAACGAGGGCUCCCCAUCCCCACCAGAGCCAACCAGUAAGGGCAGCCUAGACACCAUGCUGGGGCUGCUGCAGUCGGACCUCAGCCGCCGUGGUGUUCCCACCCAGGCCAAGGGCCUCUGCGGCUCCUGCAAUAAACCCAUUGCUGGGCAAGUGGUGACGGCGCUGGGCCGCGCCUGGCACCCGGAGCACUUCGUUUGUGGUGGCUGUUCCACGGCCUUAGGAGGCAGCAGCUUCUUUGAGAAGGACGGAGCCCCCUUUUGCCCCGAGUGCUACUUUGAGCGCUUCUCACCAAGAUGUGGCCUCUGCAACCAACCCAUCCAACACAAGAUGGUUACCGCCUUGGGCACCCAUUGGCACCCGGAGCAUUUCUGCUGCGUCAGUUGCAGGGAGCCCUUCGGGGAUGAGGGUUUCCACGAGCGCGACGGCCGCCCCUACUGUCGCAGGGACUUCCUGCAACUGUUCGCCCCGCGUUGCCAGGGCUGCCAAGGCCCCAUUCUGGAUAACUACAUCUCGGCGCUCAGCGCGCUCUGGCACCCAGACUGCUUUGUCUGCAGGGAAUGCUUCGCGCCCUUCUCAGGAGGCAGCUUUUUCGAGCACGAGGGUCGCCCGCUGUGUGAGAACCAUUUUCAUGCGCGGCGCGGCUCGCUGUGCGCCACAUGUGGCCUCCCAGUCACGGGUCGCUGCGUGUCGGCCCUGGGCCGCCGCUUCCACCCGGACCACUUCACCUGCACCUUCUGCCUGCGUCCGCUCACCAAAGGCUCCUUCCAGGAGCGCGCCGGCAAGCCCUACUGCCAGCCCUGCUUUCUCAAGCUCUUCGGCUGACCGCCCACGAGGCUCUUGGGUCCGGGGGCCAAGCUCCCACAGACCCCGCCCUUCGCGGGUGCCACGUCCUCCAGACCCCAAGGCCCUGCUCUUUGAGCUGGGGUCGCCCCUAAACCCGUCUGUAAGGCCUCACCCACUGGAGAGACCCCGCCCCUAAGGUACUCUUGCAUUCUGUCAAGCUCAGAAGAGGCUCCGCCAAGCCUAAGGCCAUACAUCCUGGAAGUGGGUCGUACACUGAAGAUAGAUUCCUCGUGAGCCCUUCACUCUAUUCCCGCCCUUGUGGGAGCCCCCGACAGAGGGUGGGGGAGUUUGCAAUUCCGACGAAUCAGAGUCCAGGACGGGACGUCCCUGCUCCCUCACCGUUUUGUGCACCUUUUUCUACCUACAUAAACACCUUC
This is a messenger RNA of Trichechus manatus latirostris (Florida manatee), 1798 nucleotides long. It is a transcript of the gene TGFB1I1, whose product is annotated as transforming growth factor beta 1 induced transcript 1. The transcript has 11 exons. The record is from RefSeq and is a predicted model, not a curated record. Bases 15 to 1400 code for a protein of 461 amino acids. NCBI's taxonomy places the organism in Eukaryota, Metazoa, Chordata, Mammalia, Sirenia, Trichechidae.